Molecule: messenger RNA, 453 nt
Organism: Haemonchus placei
Lineage: Eukaryota; Metazoa; Nematoda; Chromadorea; Rhabditida; Trichostrongylidae
Source: the annotation of a GenBank genome assembly
AUGUCGUUAUUCCGAAUCAGUGAGUGGUAUUCGAAUCUCUAUCCAAAUGCUUCAUGUAUCAGCGUUGGAGCACUCAUUGAAACCCGAGAUCAGUUGCUUAUUGGCGGUGAAGAUGGUGUGCUGUCGAUACUCGACCCAGGCGGGAGUGAAAAAGAUCCAAUCCUUCUCGAGCAGCCCAUAGGACGACCCAUUAUCGAUAUUAUUGUUGGCGAAUUCCUAGCUUCUGCUGGAACCGUAUUGGCGGUGUUGACUCCAUACAGCCUGACAUACUUCAAGCUCCGUCACGAUGCGGCGGACCUGUCACGAACGAAAUUGGAAGAGAUGUUCUCGCAUCAGACGCCCGAGCAUGCCUAUAACAUGUGCACGAUUCCCUCCUCGGGCUCUCAGCAGCUGCUCGUACAGUCCAUCGGUUGCGUCCUCACUCUUUACCAUGGUGAGUCUGAGCAUUCAUGA